CACGCUGAUCAGAGGGAAAUGCAAGUGCCGGUUCUCGGCUGCACUUUCCACACGCUGUCAGAUCAGCGGGGAUCGGCACCGAUAAUCAGGGCACUGAUGAUCAGUGCCCUGAUGAUCGGUGCCCAGCAGUGCCACCCGCAAGUUCCGCCCACCUGUGCCCAGCAGUGCGCCCACUAGCUCCGCCCACCUGUGCCCAGCAGAUCACCUACCUGUGCCCAGCAGUGCACCUACCUGUGCCACUCUGCAGUGUCACACACCUGUGCCCA
Molecule: messenger RNA, 266 nt
Organism: Staurois parvus
Lineage: Eukaryota; Metazoa; Chordata; Amphibia; Anura; Ranidae
Source: the annotation of a GenBank genome assembly